Messenger RNA from Trichoplax adhaerens, 1878 nucleotides. RefSeq lists its product as uncharacterized. The transcript is spliced from 9 exons. The coding region runs from base 1 to 1878 and encodes 625 amino acids. Gene Ontology annotation, biological process: cell-cell adhesion. The record is from RefSeq and is a predicted model, not a curated record. Gene Ontology annotation, cellular component: cell-cell junction. NCBI's taxonomy places the organism in Eukaryota, Metazoa, Placozoa, Uniplacotomia, Trichoplacea, Trichoplacidae. Gene Ontology annotation, molecular function: cell adhesion molecule binding.
AUGGAUCGACUAUUCCUACUCUUAUUUCUUUGCAUUAAUCUCUUCAACUUGGCAGAUUCUUUUGGCAUAGAACUUGACGACAGUUACAGUGCAAGGCGCGGUAAACCGUUUAGCGUCAAAGUUAAAAUUGUAGGAGGUACACCACCUUUUAAAUACCUCUGGAAAUUUAAUGGGACAACAGUUUCGACAAAGGAAACCUUUCGAAUCGAAAAGGUAGCACUUCAAGAUGGUGGUGACUAUUAUUGUCAAGUUACCGAUUCUAAGAACAAAGUUGCCACAACAACUUUCACUCUGAAUAUAACAUAUUUAGACACCACUGAUUCCCAAGAAAAAAUCAAUGUCAUUACGGUUAACCGUAGUGGCAAUGCAUUACUGGAUGCUAGUGCCAAUUGCUACACUAGUGGAAUGAUGAGAAACUGGAGUGUUACAGUGAGUCCAGACUGCGUAAACAUCAAUUACACCGACCCAUUAGUGUCAUUAGAUACUGGUACUAACAUGUACGAAUUGCAAAAUGGUUCAUUCGUAAUUGAAAAUGUUGAAAUUAAAGAUCGCAAAAAAUGCUUUAUCUGUUCAAUAUUCUGUGGAAGCAUACAUGCCGAAUUAAGAUAUCGUUUGAACGUAAUAUACUUCAACGGAUUUUCAGAUUUCCCGAAAUCACAGAUAACAAUCAAUCAGUCUUCAACUUUAGACUUGAAUUGUAGUGCUGAUGGAAAUCCGCCCCCACGUGUAGGUUGGUUUAAAUCAUCUGUUCAACUUGGUCAUGGCUGGAAGUAUGGUACAGCAUCAUAUAAAAUUGCCAAUGCUACUCGAAAUGCAACGGGAGUGUAUACAUGCAAGAUUAAAGCUGGAAACUUUAAUCCGGAAUUAUCGAACAGUACCACUAUUGUUGUCCAGUAUAUUGAUAAUAAAUUAAUCUUUCAUCGCACAAAGGCUGACAUGCCUCGUCUGGGUUCGAAGUUGCCUUAUGAGCUUAGUUGUACAGCGCAAGGCUAUCCAGUUCCUACCUUUAAGUGGUAUAAAGAUCAGAAGAAUUACGAUAAUGAUGUAACCAGUCUGCCCAAUCAUAAUACGAGUACAAUAACUUGGAAAAGAUUUACUGCUGCUAAUAAUGGUAUUUAUACAUGUCAAGCUACCAAUAUCGUAAAGUCGGUUUCGAGCAGCAAAGCUGUCUUUCUUUAUGAACCUGCUAAGAUCACUGUUGCCCCUUUUAACAAUCACCAUCCUAUACAAGAAGUGGAAUUUGGGAAAUAUAUCAACAUAACUUGUUCAGCUACUGGUUUUCCAACUGCUGAAGUAAAAUUAGAAAUACAGGACAAAAAUAUGCAUACUAGCGAAUCCAAUACGAAGGAGGGAAAAUCAUCAGCUUCCCUAUAUCACUUAUUUGAAAUGAGUGACAACAAUUCAAAUGUUAUUUGCACGGCUAGUAUCACUUUUCGAGGGCAUGCCUAUUUCACUGUGCGGAGCUCUCAUCUUAUAAUAGUACGUAGUAUGAAAGGAUCACCUGUGGCCACCGGAUUGGGCAUAUUUUUUGGAGCUUUGUUAACAAUUUUGUUGAUCUAUUUGAUCUACAAGCGCAAAUAUAGAGUAAUUAAAUCAUACUUUAAAAGAACUGAUUAUUCCAAAAUGGACAGUACCUAUGCUUCCAAUGGUAUUAAUGGCUGUCACUCUGGUGAUUCUCGUACUUAUAAAAAUAAAAUUCCUUGGCAUAAGCGCAUGAAAGUUAGCGUUAAUAAACUUCGUAACUUGGAUAUUGAGGAUGAUGAUUGGGAUAUUCAGUGUCACGAUGGAGAUCAGGAUCAUUCAAGAGAAGGCGAAAGUGGAGGGCUAAUUUCUAAAUCUAAUCGAACAGCGGGCAAUACUUUUUCCACGGACAUUUAG